Drosophila rhopaloa is the source of this 2750-nucleotide messenger RNA. RefSeq names its product lateral signaling target protein 2 homolog. The transcript is spliced from 2 exons. The record is from RefSeq and is a predicted model, not a curated record. Bases 459 to 2126 code for a protein of 555 amino acids. NCBI's taxonomy places the organism in Eukaryota, Metazoa, Arthropoda, Insecta, Diptera, Drosophilidae.
CAAUUGCGCGAUGUGUCAUCUCUAGCGCGAAAUAAGCAACGCCAAAAAAAAGCAAUAGCAAAAAAAGCAAAGCAAGAGCAUCAAGAGCUGGGAAAAAUCGGACAAUUUUAGAUAAUCCCCCAGGAGGAGGACUUGUGUCUGAAGAAAAUUGGUUGGUGGAGAUCCCAAAAGACAAGAUCCUGGCGCACACACUCGCUGUCCGUUUAUAUCGAGUGUGCGAGAGUGUGUGCGUGCGGGUUUUUACACCUACACGGAUUCCCAACUGUGGGUCGGUGUGUGUGUGUGUGUGCAUCUCGACGAGAACUAUCGAAAAUCGUUCUUUUCUGGGUAAACAAAAACAAAACAAUUAAAUGUGAGCAGCGGAUCUUCAGGAUACGGAUCAGAUCAAGAUAAAGAUCUGGAUCAGGAGCACAGGCCCAGUGAAUCCCCACUAAAAGUAGCAGCACCAUCGAAGCAACAUGUCCUCAUCGACGUCAGAGCGCAAGCGCUACCACAAGGACAACGCGCCCACGGACGACAUCCUAACGCUGAUCAACCUGGUGCGCCAGAAUCCGGCCCUCUACAACUACAAGCUGCAACCGAACCAGCGACGCCGCUCCGAUGUCCUUAAUGGAUGGCAGGAGGUCGCCCAGCAGAUAGGAAACAAGUACACGGUGCAGGAGGUGCGUCGCAAGUGGAAGAACCUGCGGGACACGUUCCACCAGUACCGCCUGCGCACGCCCAAGUACAUCGAGGGCCGGCUGUCCAAGUGGCGCUACGCCAAGGAGCUGGACUUCCUGUCGACGGUGUACCAGCCCAAGUUGAAAUCGCACCGGAACACCCAGAGUGGCUAUGAGGCGAGUGGCGGAGGAGGCGGGGGCGUGGGUGGCGCAAAUAGCACCAGUUUGCCCAUUGGGGCGAUGCUGCAUCUGAAACAGCAUGUGGACGACGACGAUGACGAGGUGGUGGACGAUGAUGGGCAGUCGGAUCACGAUACGGGCACGCUAUCCUCGCAUCACGGAACCUCGCAGAUCACACUGGUCAGCGAAGAGGCAGAGACCUUCAUCCUGACCGCCUACGAGGAGGGCGUGUCGGACGACACUGUUUCGCAACACCACCAUCACCAUCAUCACGGCCACCACCACCAGCAGCAGCACCAUCACCACCAGCCGCACCAUCAUCACCACCAUCAUCAUCAGUCGCAGCACGAUGGCAGCAUCUCCAGCAUUGAGCUCUCCCAGAUUGCCCACGAUGACGAUGUGGUCGAUGAUGUGGACGACGACGAUGAUGUGGUGGAUCACGAUGGUCAGGUUGAUAUUGUGAAGCAUGAACUGGACGAGGACGGAGCCACCGGCGCCGAGGUAGACUACGAGGAGGUGUGCCUGUACGAGGAGGCCAGCGGUGCCCAUGUGGACUGCGAGAUGGGCGUGGGCGAUGCCGUUGACGGCGGCAGCGAUGUUACCAACGGCAAGGGCUUCCACUACAUCGAUGCCCAUGACUUUUGCAUAUCCGACAUUGAACCGCAGUCGGUUCGCUCCAGCCAGCAUCAGUUUUCGAGCAGUGGAGGAUCGGGCAAUGCCUCGAACAGUGUCCUCGCCGGUGGCACUUUGGUGGCCGAUGGCAAGCUCAAGAAUCUCACGCUGGUCACCACCACGGCGGCGUCGGCGGCAGGAGGCGGUGGGCCAUCCAAUCGUCAUGAUUCCUCGGUGUCCACGCAGCAGAUUUCCCUGGUGGAUGUGACCGAGGCGACGAGCACCAGUGUGACGAUUUCCAGCACGCCAGCGAUUUCUCUGAAUGCCGCCACGGUGACCACCACUCCAGCAGCCGCGCUGUGCAACACCACAUCCUACACAUCCACGCCGACGGCCACGAUCCUUCAGCUGCCCCCCCUGAGUUGCGGAUCCGGCCAGCCAUUGGCCGUUAGUGCGGCGGCCAGCAGCUCCAACAACCUCGUCAAAGAGGAGGAGCUGCAUCAGCAGCAUCAAGUGGCCCAGGCGCUGGCCAAACGUGAUGAGCUCGAUCUGUUCUUCGACUUCCUCAAGAAGAAGAUGCAGUGUUUCAGCAAGACACAGAUCACGCACAUUCAGAUGGAGUUCCUCAAUUGCGUCAGUCGGCAGGAGGCGGCCGAACAGGAUGGCAAGGAUUAGAGACACCCCUUGCCAUUCCUGAUACCCCACACAAACCCCCCGAUCCCUGAGUAGUUGCUUAGUUUUUUCCAUGUAUAGGAUUAGGACUCGUACCGUUUACCAGUUUGCAAGUUCGCGGCUUCCGUGUUCUUCAGUUAGCUUUACCCUCCACCCACGAAAACCCGGAACCCUAAAUCCCUCACCUUUUUGCACCAGCCAAUCGCGUAUACAUAUAUAUAUAUAUUUAUAUAUAUAACCCAGCGUUAUAAACAAUUGUAAUUGAAUAUAAGUGUAAAAUAAAUCGAUUCUCGAAAAUGAUACAAGAUCUGGGGGAUUACGGCAAGAUAGUGUAAAAUUUUGAAUUCUUAAAGAUGGAUAAUUCGAUUGCAGUCAUACAAUAAGGAUUAGGAUUUUUCUGGCUUAUCCUUUUGAAUCCCAAAAUUAAAGUCUUACACGUUGAAAAACAAAAAAAUUGGCAUAAUAUAGAAUAGCAUAAGAAAUUUUAAAAUGGAAUAGAGUAUACAAAAUACAAAUUGUUUGCAUAAUUUUAAACCACAAAAAAAUUAGGAUAAGAUUGCUUUAAAACAAAUAUUAGCUACUUUACAAUAUCACGAAUUCUUUGAAAAUAAAUAAAUGAAGAACCUA